Molecule: messenger RNA, 2208 nt
Organism: Colletotrichum truncatum
Lineage: Eukaryota; Fungi; Ascomycota; Sordariomycetes; Glomerellales; Glomerellaceae
Product: alpha- glucosyltransferase alg10
Biological process (GO): dolichol-linked oligosaccharide biosynthetic process; protein N-linked glycosylation
Cellular component (GO): endoplasmic reticulum
Molecular function (GO): dolichyl pyrophosphate Glc2Man9GlcNAc2 alpha-1,2-glucosyltransferase activity
Source: RefSeq, a predicted model, not a curated record
AUGAAGGCCAUUGAAGCCUAUGUCGACGGACUUAACCUCCUUUCUGUCAUCAUUCUUUACUCUUUAUUAUGGCUUAUCACACCUAGACUGCCAAACCCUAAGCCAUCUGGCCCCAAAACAAACAAGCUUUACGAUGGCAUCCUGCAUGUCUCCUACUCCAUUGUCUUCAUGGUCGGAUGGGCCUGGUGCAGCAAUGUCAUGUCGCACGUCGAGGAGCCAUACCUGGAUGAGGUUUUUCAUAUACCGCAAGCUCAGAAGUUCUGUGAGGGAAAGUGGACUGAAUGGGACGACAAAAUUACCACCCCUCCUGGGCUAUAUAUCCUCUCCAAGUAUUACCUUGCGAUGAUGUUGAGACCCGAGUGCUCCGUUUUGGACCUUAGGGGUGUUAACAUUAUCGCCAUCAUCGGCCUCGGCAUCCUAGCCACCCACUGCCGGCACUUGAUUGAGACCCGGCGCAACGAUGCCAAGUCUCCGGCGCCACCCGUUGUCCUGUCAUUCUACUCUAUCCAUCUGGGUUGGAACAUUGCGCUUUUCCCGGUCCUCUUUUUCUUUUCCGGCCUCUACUACACGGAUGUUGUCUCGACUUUGUCCGUCUUGGUAGCAUAUUACCACCAUCUACAUCGAGUUCGCGAAGAAUGGAGCUCGUUCUCGAGCAAUCUUGUUACCAUCCUCCUUGGCGUGGUCACUCUUUUCAUGAGACAGACGAAUGUGUUCUGGGUUGUCGUGUACAUGGGUGGACUUGAAGCCGUCUCAGCAGUCAAGUCCCUCCGGCCCAAGCCCGUUGACAGGCCUGGUUUUAAUAACGUGAGCGAGUGCGUCAAGUACUACGCCUGGAGAUAUUCUCUUGGAGAUAUUCACGAUCCUCCUCUUAACACAGCCUGGCCAGAUGACCUAAUCUUUUCCGCCGUGAGCAUCGGAGUUGCCGCCAUCGCGAAUCCUUUCCGUGUUUUGCGAAAGGUCUGGCCUCACAUAACCAUCAUGGGGUUGUUUGCCAGCUUUGUAGCCUGGAAUGGUGGUGUCGUGCUUGGCGACAAAUCCAACCAUGUCGCAACAAUUCACCUCGCUCAGAUGCUCUACAUCUGGCCCAUGUUUGCCUUUUUCUCUUUCCCAUUGUUCCUGCCAUCGGCAAUUUCUGUUCUCCGAUUCAUUCAUGGGUUUUUCGGCGUAGUUUUUCAGAAGGCUACAUCAAAACCGGAACAGACUAAAGAAACAGGUUCCGUCAAGGAUGCAUCCACAGAAGCUGGAUCGAGCGCCUCUUCAUCUAAGACUCAGCGUCAGGCCUCUAAAUCCAGUAAACUAGACAGCUCCUCUGCGAAGCCUCAAAAGCCCUUCGUCUACAGCACCCUAGACUUCAUCGUCCAAAGCAAAAUCUACCAGCUUGUCCUAACACCUAUCCUUCUGGUCCUUACCUUCCUCGUCGUCAGGUUCAACACCAUAAUCCACCCCUUCACCCUAGCCGAUAACCGACACUACAUGUUUUACGUCUUCCGCUACACCAUCCGACGCCAGGGCCUGUUCCGCUACUAUCUCAUCAUCCCAUACACCAUCGCCCGCUGGCUGUGCUGGGACGCCCUCACCGGCUGCGGCCAAGGAGGUUUCCUCUCGGACCACACGGCAGAUUGCUCAGGACAGUAUACCUCCUCCCAGCCCAGCCCAUUCGAGAACAGCCCCUUCAGCGCCUCAAACGUGCGCAACCGCGCCGAAAAGCCGCCUGCGACCGAACCGCUCGAGGAUACCGAAAUCGUCGUCGCCAAGGACGGGCAAAAGACCGAGGACGACCCCGCGAAAUAUCACCCGUACGCCCUCAUCAGCCUCGACGAGCCGUCGUCAAACAGCACGGAGCCGACGUCCUCUUCCACCGCCAUCUUGCUGCUAGUGGCCACUACGCUUUCUCUGAUGACGGCGCCCCUCGUCGAGCCGCGGUACUUCAUCCUACCUUGGGUGUUCUGGCGCAUACUCGUCCCGGCGUGGAAGGUUCACGAGCACGCCGUCACGCACCCUAUAUUCGCGACGCUCGAGAAGGUGCCGGUUGUAGGCUCGCUGAUCAGACUCGGGAAGAAGUUUGACCUGAGACUCGUCUUGGAGACGCUUUGGUUUAUCAUUGUUAACCUGGUGACGAUGUAUAUUUUCAUCACGAAGCCGUACAAGUGGAGAGAUGAGAACGGCCGUAUUCUGGACGGAGGCCGGAUGCAGCGGUUCAUGUGGUAA